AUGUGGAUGGAAUACAAGCAGAACAUGGUCGCAUUGGAGUCCCUAUCGAUUCCUCGCUGGCUCGGCGUCAGCAACGACUGCACAGAAGUGCAGCUACACGGGUUCUGCGAUGCAUCGGAAGCUGCGUACGGAGCGUGCCUUUACUUACGUUGUACUGCGUCGGAUGGCACUGUCACUGUCCGGUUGAUCACCUCCAAAUCACGAGUGGCACCUUUGGAAAGCCUCCACAGGAAAAAGAAGAAGAUGAGUAUCCCCCGCCUCGAGCUGUCCUCGGCACUUUUGCUGAGUCACCUGUACGAGAAGUACAGCCAGAUCCACCCGAACCUUCCAGCGUACUUCUGGACAGACUCGAUGAUUGUCAAGUGCUGGCUGGCUUCGCUACCCUCACGGUGGCAAAUCUUCAUAGCAAACCGCGUGUCGGAGAUCCAGCAUCUCACCAAGGAUGGAGUUUGGAACCAUGUCCCGGGCACCGAGAACCCGGCAGAUCUUAUCUCCCGUGGAAUGUCGCCAGCACACCUUCAGUAUCAAAAACUUUGGUUCGAAGGCCCGCAGUGGUUGGCUCAAGACCAACAGUUUUGGCCAGACGCAGGUGAUCCCCCUAAUGCAGUAUUUGAUUCGGCCAUGCUGGAAGAACGACCAACACCUGCAUUUCCAGCUCAAGCAGUACCUCCAAGCGAAAUCUUCGGAGAACGUUCGUCGUUCAGGGAACUCGUUCGUAUCGUAGCACUGCUGCUUCGAUUUCGGCACAACUCGCAAAAAUGCAAUCGGCCGUCCAGGAAAACUGGUCCCUUGACGCUCGAGGAACAGGAACAGGCAACUAUCGCUCUAGUUCGCUUGUCCCAGCAGGAAUGCUACCCACAAGAGCUAAAAGAGCUAGCCAAAAGAGGAUCGGUUCACGACUCGUCCAAUAUCGCUGCGCUGCAUCCACAACUUUGUGACGGCGUGAUGCGCGUCGGCGGCCGGCUCUCUAAGGCAUCGAUAUCGUCCGAUCGCAAGCAUCCCUAUAUUCUACACCACAAGCACCCUUUCGCAACGAUGAUCGUACGGCACUUCCACUACAAGCUCUUUCACGCCGGUCAGCAGCUGCUGAUUUCGGCGGUCCGCGGAAAGUUCUGGCCAGUUCACAUCCACAGUUUGGCCAGGAAGGUGAUUCACGGAUGCAUCCCGUGCUUUCGCAGCAAGCCCAAGGUUUUGGACCAGUUGAUGGCUGAUCUUCCGUCAGCGAGAGUCAACCCUGCACCACCGUUCAUGAACGUCGGCGUGGACUACUGCGGUCCAUUCCAAGUCAACUACCCCAAUCGUCGAGCGAGUCCAGUGAAGUGCUACCAGCGCUGA
Aedes albopictus (Asian tiger mosquito) is the source of this 1335-nucleotide messenger RNA. RefSeq lists its product as uncharacterized. The transcript has 2 exons. Bases 1 to 1335 code for a protein of 444 amino acids. Lineage: Eukaryota; Metazoa; Arthropoda; Insecta; Diptera; Culicidae. The record is from RefSeq and is a predicted model, not a curated record.